AUGAAGUCCAAUCAUGAACGCAGUAAUGAAUGUCUGCCCCCGAAGAAGAGGGAGAUUCCCCCUAGCACGCUACCCUCAGAAAGCCGUUCCCCGAUGGCACCGCCCCCCGCCAGCGAGCUCCAGGCCCCCGAGAAUGUAGCCUGGCCAGUGUUGGGCGGGAACGGUAGCGCCGUGGGCGUCUCCCGUAGCGCAGCUCAGUCAGACGCCCCCAAGUACAAAUCCUUGAGCGCCGCGUCCGACUCGGUGAGGCUCGUUUCGUCCCUUCCCGCCGUCUACACGUCCCCCAUCUCUCAAAGCCAGUUGGGAGGGACUGUGCACUACGCCCAACUGCCGCCCAAUCUUCAGUUCAUCGCCUCGCCUUACAGCGCCCCCUACGCCGGCUUCGUUGGCCCUCACCUUCUCCCACCUCCCCCUCCGCCGCCGCCCCUCUCCUCCUCCUCUUGUCAGAGGUCGUCCUCACACCCCGAAAUGCAUUCGUCUUCGUUGGCCACCGCCAAAUACGACCAUCAGCGAGCGUCCGUCCGGUACGCCUCCACCAUGCCCCCGCCACCCACAUCCAUGCACCACCAUCACACCUCAGGUGCGCACUACACGGACCGAGGAACUGCCAGAAAAGAGGAGGGAGUCUCGAGCUCCAAGGAGCUUCACAACGGGGGACUGGAUCGGAGUCGGCGUUUCGGCGCCACGCCGGAGAAUGCUGUCAAAUUGCGUGACGCCUACGAGGCCCUCCAGCUGGUUCUCCCGAUGGACUAUGCUCAUGACCCCUCCGCUCCGAGAACAUCGGUCAUGCUCGUGCCAGACGGUCAUGAGGACAGGCGUCCUGUGCCGUCCUGUGGCAGCCCCGGGAAGACGCGCCAGGAGAAAGGCAGCAUCGUCCUGGGAAAACCAGUCACCCGAAGCCCUUCAUCCUCUAACCACGCUUUCGUGUUUCCCCCACCCUUAAGCGUAGACAAUCUAAAAACUACUAUCAACCCUCUGUCUCCACAGACUGUUAUACAGACCACUCACAACUCUACGGUAGAAUCUCUCCCAAUGGGGGCUACUGCCAUUUACCCCCAGUCCCCGGUGAUAGGUUACAUAGCAGGGACUGGCGGCAGCCAGCACGCGCCAAUCACCUACCACCCCGGCCUUCAGCAACACGUGCUUAUCACGGGUACGCAGCCGGUAAUCAUCCCAGUCAGUGGGACUUCCACUCCAGACCCCCCCACAUCGUCCGCCGAGACUCACCGAGGAGAAGAAACUCCAGAUAAUCCCAGAAGCUCUUACCACCGGGCCACCUCGGGCGCAGUGAUUCAAGCCCAGCUCCACCUUCCCGCGGUUCCGGCGCCCCCUCUGAGCGGGUCAGAAGCGCCCCAGUCUUUACCAGCGUAUUUCGUCAAGGGAUCUAUCAUCCAGCUGGCGGAUGGCGAGCUGAAGCGUGUGGAGGAGCUAAAAACGGAGGACUUCAUCCAGAGCGCCGAGAUCAGCAGUGAGCUGAAAAUCGACUCGUCCACGGUGGAGCGCAUCGACGGUAGCCGGGCCUCGCCUGAUUUUGCCGUGGUUCAAUUCUCCGUAGGCGAGCACCGUUCCCAGGUGAGCGUGGAGGUCUUGGUGGAGUAUCCUUUCUUCGUCUUUGGCCAAGGAUGGUCGUCGUGCUGCCCGGACCGAACCACCCAACUCCUGGAGCUGCCUUGCACAAAGCUUUCCGUGGGUGACGUCUGUAUUUCGCUCACCCUCAAGAACCUGAGGAACGGAUCCCUGACCAAGAGUCACCCCUCGGAGCCGGUCCUCUCUUCCUUGGCUGCCGAUCAAGGGCACCUCUUCCGAGCCCCCGAGACUGUCGGCGGAGGAGGGGAGCGGGAGAACGGAGUGGAUCCGACGGGUAGCUUCGAUGCCUUGGAAAACGGGGAUCUCGGGUCGAGUGAAAGAGGAUCCGUUUUGAGAGCGGACCCCGGGAAGCUGUGCAGUGGCGGCAGGAAGCGGAGGUGGUCUGCGCCUGAAGGUCGGAAAGUGGAAAAACCUGAGGAGCCGCCCUUGACCUUAGUUAAACCGUCUUUUAUUCCUCAUGACAUCAAAGUCACCAUUGAGGGAAGGUCAAAUAUCGGCAAAUGA
Nerophis lumbriciformis (worm pipefish) is the source of this 2091-nucleotide messenger RNA. NCBI's taxonomy places the organism in Eukaryota, Metazoa, Chordata, Actinopteri, Syngnathiformes, Syngnathidae. The record is from RefSeq and is a predicted model, not a curated record.